AUGAAGUCCGUGGAUUUGUACGACCCAUUCCAGAAGAAAAGAAGGAUGCGAUCAUCGGCGAUUGCUCAGCAUAAUCUACAUGUAUCUAGUGAGGAUGUAGUUCAUAGCAUCUUGGAGCCAGGGAGAGAGGAGCGCACUUACUACAACCCUUUCAUGGUUUGUUCAAGCAUGGGUGAAUAUCUAGAUGUCCUGUCAGCCCAUGAUGGGUUGCAAGACGGUAAAAGAUUGAAGAUGAACUCUGAACCGGCAGAUGACGACCGGUCACUGGACCUGGGAUUUCCUUUGUCAGAUUAUGACCAGAUGACCGACAACCACGACCAACAACAAUCAGACAUGUUGGAUAUGCAAUUUCCCACCUUGUCUGAUGAUGGACCGGUCAAAUGGUGA
Suillus plorans is the source of this 387-nucleotide messenger RNA. RefSeq lists its product as uncharacterized. Bases 1 to 387 code for a protein of 128 amino acids. The record is from RefSeq and is a predicted model, not a curated record. The transcript has 3 exons. NCBI's taxonomy places the organism in Eukaryota, Fungi, Basidiomycota, Agaricomycetes, Boletales, Suillaceae.